AUGGCUGCCAGCAUACUCAUGAGGCCACGCUUCAGGAUCUCACCGUUCCACCCUUCUCCAAUCAUUCGCUGCUGUAUACAAUCGCAUACACCAAGCUACCGCCAUUGGACUCACAGAAUGGCACAGCAACAAGAACCAGUCGAAGAGCAGACUCUCUCAUUCUACCAUCGCAAGAAUUACUAUCCCGUCAAGAUUGGCGAGGUCUUCAAUGAUCGAUAUCAAGUGAUUGCAAAACUUGGAUAUGGUGGAUACGCCACCGUCUGGCUUGCAAGAGAUAACAGGACAAAAGAAUACAAAACACUUAAGGUUACUGUACAAAGUGACAUUGCCUUGCGGUCUUCGACCUCCCCUGUGCUCAAUGAGGUUAAGAUGCUGAAACACCUGAUGCCGAUUGCGGCAGAUGAGGAAGAAGCCAACAACCCGGCCUUAAAAUUUAUACGCCUUGCCGACGAGAUUCUGGAGAUUGAUAAUCCAGCCACAGGUGGCCACCAUUACUGUAUUGUGUCUCAACCGCAAGGGAACAGUGUCCGCACAUUGCAAGAGGAGUUCCCAGGUGGUAUCCUACCUAGGCUUCUAGUGAAAUCAAUUGUCCAUCAACUGUUCUUUGGGCUCAAUUGGCUACAUGCAUGCGGUCGUGUUGUGCAUACAGAUAUACUGCCCCAGAACAUCCUUAUGGGCGAUUAUGACCCUACUGGCCUCAAGGAAGUUGAGGAACAGGAAUCUAAGAACCCUAGUGUGCCUAUUAUCACCAAGGACAAGAACGGAGCUGUAUCGGGCAUAGUCUACAAGUCUCAACCUACUAGACUGGAACAUACGGGUUUUCCUGUCCUUACAGACUUUGGCCAGAUGCGAUUCGCAGGAGAUGACGGUGAGUUUAACGACUGGUGGAUGCCUGAUCUUUACCGUGCACCGGAAAUCCUGUUGCAGCUUCCCUGGAGUUGUCCAGUUGAUAUGUGGUCUGUUGGCAUAAUGAUCCUUGAGCUGAUCGAAGGCCGAAAUCUAUUUGACCCGAUGGAUCACGAGCAUAGACAGUAUGUAUACCCGAUAGCGAUGGCGCAGUACAUAGGCUACCUUGGCCAUCCUCCACAAAAGAUGCUAGACAAAAGUCCAGUAAGAUCCACGUAUUAUAACGAUGAUGGGGAAUAUAUAGGCGAGGCACCAAUCCCAAAGGCCAGCUUGGAGGACUUUGUCACGACCAUCUCGUCUGAGAAAGAGAAAGAGCUGUUCCUCCGCUUCAUUCGAAGGAUGCUGACAUGGGAUCCAGAUGAGCGAGCUACAACAGAUCAAAUUAUCUGUGAUCCAUGGCUCAUGCUGACCCCUGAGGAGAUGCCUGGGGGGCUUGGUGUCUUUGAGUCCCUGUUACAUAAAUGA
Nannizzia gypsea CBS 118893 is the source of this 1371-nucleotide messenger RNA. RefSeq names its product CMGC/CLK protein kinase. Gene Ontology annotation, molecular function: ATP binding; protein kinase activity. Gene Ontology annotation, biological process: regulation of mRNA processing; protein phosphorylation; spliceosomal complex assembly. Bases 1 to 1371 code for a protein of 456 amino acids. NCBI's taxonomy places the organism in Eukaryota, Fungi, Ascomycota, Eurotiomycetes, Onygenales, Arthrodermataceae. The transcript has 5 exons. The record is from RefSeq and is a predicted model, not a curated record.